This is a messenger RNA of Pecten maximus, 1474 nucleotides long. RefSeq names its product cilia- and flagella-associated protein 20. Gene Ontology annotation, biological process: cilium assembly; positive regulation of cell motility; regulation of cilium beat frequency involved in ciliary motility. Gene Ontology annotation, cellular component: motile cilium; ciliary basal body. The coding region runs from base 147 to 734 and encodes 195 amino acids. The transcript has 5 exons. NCBI's taxonomy places the organism in Eukaryota, Metazoa, Mollusca, Bivalvia, Pectinida, Pectinidae. The record is from RefSeq and is a predicted model, not a curated record.
ACCGCCCUUGACAACUUGCUAAGUCUAGCUACACACAGUCAGUCUAUCACUUAACAACGUGAACAUCGAGGUAGCAGGACCUAUGAUUGUCGGUGGUCCAGAAGUACUGUUUUGAUACAUCUUAGUGUAAUUUUAAGUUUUUAAAAAUGUUCAAGAACACAUUUCAGAGUGGCUUCUUAUCAAUACUAUACAGUAUUGGAAGUAAACCCUUACAGAUUUGGGACAAAAAGGUGCGAAAUGGUCACAUAAAACGUAUCACAGACAACGACAUCCAGUCCCUAGUAUUAGAAAUUGUUGGUACAAAUGUAAGCACAACAUACAUCACAUGUCCAGCAGAUCCAAAGAAAACACUGGGUAUCAAACUCCCAUUCUUGGUCAUGAUCAUCAAAAAUCUCAAGAAAUAUUUCACAUUUGAAGUACAGGUUCUAGAUGACAAAAAUGUGCGGAGGCGAUUCCGAGCAAGUAACUACCAGAGCACAACGAGAGUGAAACCUUUCAUCUGUACCAUGCCAAUGAGGUUGGAUGACGGCUGGAAUCAGAUUCAGUUCAACUUGUCAGAUUUCACACGAAGAGCUUAUGGAACAAAUUACAUUGAAACACUUAGGGUUCAGAUUCAUGCAAACUGCAGAAUCCGUCGUGUGUACUUCUCAGACAGACUUUAUUCAGAAGAUGAAUUACCAGCAGAAUUCAAAUUAUACCUACCAGUACAAGCAAAGGGGGGAGUUAGUAAAUAACAUCAUUCUGACAUUAAACAUUGACAUUGUAUAUAUAUAUGCAACAAAUUUCAAAAAUGCUACUCAAGAACUAGAAGAACAACAAUGUGAAAAGAAAUUAGGAAGAUGAAAUAUAUCGAGCAGUAUGAUCAUCGGGUAUGGCUGGAAUCGAAUGUCAUUGAGCAGUAAUUCUGCCAGUGUUACACAUAUUCGGUAUGGAAUAAGGAUGCAAAAGAUGGUACCCGAACAUAGUGCUGUCUUGUAAACUGAACAAAUACCAAUGCCAUGGCCAUUCUGAAGUGUUCAUAUUACAUUUAUUUCCAUGUACCUGCCCGUUGUCGAGUGCUACUGAAGGCACUGAACAGCCAUAUUGAAACUUGUCCUUUCUCCACAAAAUGAACAGAACAAUCUCAGGAAUACUUUCGGCAAGCAACUGCAGUUAAUUGGAGAAUGACUAUCAUGAUAAUGCUGAAUUUGGAAUAAGUGAACUUCCGCCAGAAGAAGGAAAUUAGAUAAUUGUUGGAAUAAAGAUAAAUAGGAAUGAAUCUAGGUGUCUUGUAUUCAGUUGGGGAUAUGUUGCAAUAUAUACCAGAUUACUUGUUAAAACUUGUUUAACGUAUGUCCCAACGUUUCAUCACAGAAAAAUCUCAUUACAAUCCAAGUCAUGGUAAUAUUUCAAAUGUUACUACACAUUAUGAUCAACUUGUAAAUACUUAUAUAGUAAAUAAAUUGUAUAUUGAUGUACAUACAUGCCAAAUAUA